AAAGGCAUUGUUGACUGACUUAAAGCUACUAACGACCGGGGUGAACCGUUAUCUGAAUAGCGGCUGUUUAGAGUUAAAACGGACGAUUACAGACACAUUUGCUGUUAAAAUAACGUUAUCGGUCACUCGUUCCACAUGGCAUUCUGACUUCUCUCGGACCUGGUGCCCCCUGAUCAGACCUUGACUGAGCACGUGCCUCCAACUGUCCAACAAGAAACAUGACGGCAAUCAAUGCACCUCGAGACAAAUACAAUGCAGUAUGGAUCAUUUUCUUCAUCCUGGGCUUGGGAACCCUCUUACCGUGGAAUUUCUUCAUGACAGCAACAAUGUACUUCACAAGUCGGCUGAAGGACCAAGAAACUGCCCCCUCCUUAAAUCUGACGGUAAAUGGGACUUUGGAGGGAACAGAUGAUCGAAAUGUGCUGGAGUCAAAGUUUAACAACGUGAUGACGCUCUGUGCCAUGGUGCCUCUGCUAAUCUUCACCUGCCUCAAUUCCUUCCUGCACCAGAGGAUUCCUCAGAAGCUUCGUAUUUCUGGCAGCCUGACAGUCAUCCUGGUGGUUUUCCUGUUGACAGCGGUGUUGGUCAAGGUGGAAAUGGCCCCACUGCCCUUCUUCACCAUCACUAUGAUCAAAAUUAUCUGCAUCAACUCGUUUGGGGCGAUACUUCAGGGCAGUCUGUUCGGACUGGCAGGGAUACUGCCUGCCUCCUACACCACUCCCAUCAUGAGCGGACAGGGGCUCGCCGGUGCCUUCGCCGCUUUCUCCAUGAUCUGCGCACUGGCCAGUGGAUCAGCCCUGCAGGACAGCGCUUUUGGUUACUUCAUCACAGCGUGUGUUGUUAUCCUCCUGGCCAUAAUGUCCUACCUCGCUUUGCCCAGGAUGGAGUUUUUCCAGUACUACAUAGAGAGUAAUGGAUCCAGACCCUCUGCUGAUGAAGAGAAUAAGAUGGACUUGCUGAAAAAAGAAAGUGCAGCAGAGAAGCGACCGGUGGUGAGUCUGAUGGAGGACGAGGCCAAACCCACCGUGUCAGUUUUAAACAUCUUCAAUCAGAUCCGGGUAAUGGCGCUGUCAGUGUGCUUCAUCUUCACCAUCACCAUUGGAACAUUCCCAGCUGUGACAGUGGAUGUCAAGACAACAGUGGUAGAUGAAGAUAACCCCUGGAACAUGUACUUUAUCCCUGUGUCAUGUUUCCUCCUCUUCAACCUGAUGGACUGGGCUGGCAGGAGUCUGACAGCCGUCUGUAUGUGGCCGGGUAAAGACAGUAUAUGGCUUCCUGUCCUGGUGGGUCUGCGGAUUGUCUUCGUCCCUCUCUUCAUGCUGUGUAACGUCCAGCCUCGUUACUACCUCCCUGUGUUCUUUGGCCAUGACGCCUGGUACAUCAUCUUCAUGAUCUUCUUCUCCUUCUCCAACGGAUACCUGGCCAGUCUCUGCAUGUGCUUCGGUCCCAAGAAGGUGCCACCACACGAGGCAGAGACGGCGGGGGCCAUCAUGGCCUUCUUCCUGUCCCUGGGUUUGGCGCUGGGCGCCGCAGUCUCAUUUGCUUUCAGGGCCAUCAUCUAAAACCUCCAGCAGACCCUUCAGUAGACGUAGAUUAGACCACCCCACCCUCACAGUCUGCCUGUUUUCACCCGUCAUGGGAGAGCCGCACUCCUCUACAACUAUCUCCGACUGAGUGGAGGCAGCGCAGCAGACUAGAAGACUAGAGGACCUUCAGUCUUCUCAAGUGUACAGUAGAGACUCGUCUCUUCCAGCCGUCUCGGCAACGAUAUAAGCUGAAACGUGUUACUGAAUAUUAGUAUUCCUCCAAACUAAGGAGCACAGCGUGUAAACUCAAUGCCAUAUAUCAAACGGGUUGUUUCUCUGACAUGAAAUGAAAAGUUGAAGAGUGCAACUUGACGAACAAAUCGAAACCAAAAGUGUAGAGAAAUCAUUUGCAGUAGACUGGUCGUGUAGAAGACAUCAGAAAUUAACUUUUCCUAAAUAUCACAAAUCUUGAGCCCAGAGUUAAUAAAGACAGCCUGCACACAUAGAAUACUAGAGUCUCAUUCAUAAAACUUUCCGCACAAAGUUAUUUUAAACAACUAAUAAAAUGUUAGAUUGCAAUAAUGUUUUUAUGUUAUGUCAAGGUAUACAUUUCUCACACUGUCACAUUCUUUAGUAAUCACAUGGUGUAAAUGGUCUCAACACAUUUUUAUGAAUGAGGCUCUUAGAUUCUGGUGUUCAGCUCAUCUACAUUCAUUUAAAACCAUCAGUUUGUUAACUGAUGUUUUAUAUGACUUCACUCUGGACUGUUGCAGCUUUUAAACUCUGAUCAAGCCAAAUACAUAAAGAAAACAUGGGAAAAUGAUGAACUUUGAAGGGAGGUCACGAUCCAUCAAACGGCUUAUUAAUGUGCCGUGUGUAAACUGCUUUGCUCCCUCGUUCUCCUUUCAGUGUCGACUCGGGUCACUGUGUGUUUGUAAACUUCCUUGUGACGAAUCAGAAAAUACUCAAAGAAUGUAAGGACGAACAAAAUCCUAAAGACGAGGUUUUAAUUAAUUAUCUGGGCCACUAACUGCUGAAUAUUGAUUGUCUUAGAGAGUGGUGUGUUUGUCUGUUUGUAGUUUUAGAUGAAGUUUUACCAGCGUGGGUCACUUUGUUUUAUCUGGAAACACAAAGGUCAACUUUUCUGUCCAGAUUUUCAGCCCACAUGUUACGUUUUUUAUUGUUACUGUGUCUUCCUUAUAAACACAUUUUGCCAGAACGUAUUUUUGAACGCAGCAAAAAGAACAAUAUGCAGCUGUUAGUGACGUAAAAUGUGCCAUUUGUGAGUGAGAUUAGGUUUUUUUAAAUCUCAUUCUUCGGCUUUCUCAAGCCUGUGACAUUUCUCAUUUACACUUGUUCUCAUGGAAGAUAAGUUUUGUAUCAGAAGUAGUUUAUAGUACGUUUUUCCACUUGGCUCUUGCUGAGUUAUUUUUGUUGUUAUGAAUGAGGCCUCUUGCCUGUCAGUGUUAUAUUUUUGUGGCCUUUUUGAUGCUUUUUUAAAAUAAAGUCUCCUUUAGUUGUACACUAUAGUAUUCAUAGUACCAGCUGUAUACAUCUUAACUGCCUGUUUGUUUAAAAGCACAACGUUGGCCUGUUCUUCCAUACUUUUUUUUUUGGUCGGUAUGGGAGUCUGGACCAUUAAAAUGUUACUUAUAUUGCAGCUUAAACAGUUCUGUGAUAAAAUAAAACUGAUAUUUUUAAGAA
Centropristis striata (black sea bass) is the source of this 3230-nucleotide messenger RNA. Its product is annotated as equilibrative nucleoside transporter 1-like. The coding region runs from base 219 to 1562 and encodes 447 amino acids. Gene Ontology annotation, cellular component: plasma membrane. NCBI's taxonomy places the organism in Eukaryota, Metazoa, Chordata, Actinopteri, Perciformes, Serranidae. Gene Ontology annotation, molecular function: nucleoside transmembrane transporter activity. The transcript has 13 exons. The record is from RefSeq and is a predicted model, not a curated record. Gene Ontology annotation, biological process: nucleoside transmembrane transport; uridine transmembrane transport.